Drosophila nasuta is the source of this 2028-nucleotide messenger RNA. RefSeq lists its product as uncharacterized. The coding region runs from base 733 to 1869 and encodes 378 amino acids. The transcript has 3 exons. The record is from RefSeq and is a predicted model, not a curated record. Lineage: Eukaryota; Metazoa; Arthropoda; Insecta; Diptera; Drosophilidae.
GCCAUUAAUCAGCUGGGCGCGCCGACCGAUGUCGCUGCCAGAUAAUCUGUGGUGUUGCCAGAUAGACGGUUAAAAUUUGAAAUGCGCAUUAAAACAAGACUCAUAUUAUACUUCUUAAAAUGCGUUAUACAAAUACUACUGAAAUUCCCAAACGAUGUCCAGCCAGAAAGAUAUAGAACGUACAACAACGAUUUGCCAAGAAAAUAAUAUUUGCCCUGUUAUUUAUUAAAUGCUCUGCUUUUUAAAUUAAAAUAUGUAUGCUUUUAUCUUGUCAUUAUGAUGUUAGCAUAAAAUGCAUCUUGCAAUUACAAGGGUAGCUGCCAGACCUUAAAUCAUCUUAAUCACCUUAAUUGCAAGAGUGCGCAGAUGCUAACCACCCCACCAAACCAGCAAAGCAGCAGCCCAACACAGCAGCAAUCACAGCAGCUUGUUCUAGAUACUUCACUAUGGGCUAGCCGCCGUGCAGUGUCACAGCUUCCCACAGAUCUGAGAGACAGAGAGCAAGCAGCAAGGCAGGCAACAGUACCUGUGCCUUGUAAAGUACUAUUGUGAGAGUUUUUUUUUGGUCGAGAGCGUUGGCGCACACAAAUCUCUCUCAGGAGGCUGAAAGCUGCAGGCAGCACGAGUAAAAUGUCCUCGUUAGUAACAGAAAACUAUUGACAGCAUUCAGGUCUAAGUUAGAUGCAGAGCAAUAAUUAAUUAAAGCUCAAGCAUCACAGCAAUUUUGCAAUAAUGUCACAGACUAUUGUGAAUGGUGCAAAUAAUGCAAAUAAUAAUAAUAAUGGCUGCAUCGAGGAGAAUGAACCCUACCAAAUCAGCGAUGAUGACCUAGAUGACCUCGACGAUGAUUGCUUGCUGGAGGAGACAGAGCUUCAGGGCGGCGUCAAUAGCAUUGGACGCGGCCCAUACGAGCGUGCUUGGACAACGGAGGCAACACGCGCCCUCAUCCACAUACGUGGUCCCAUGGAGGGCAGCUUCACCGAGGGCAGACAGAAGCGGACAGCGCUUUGGCUGCACUGCACUCGACAGCUGCAACGUCUGGGCUUUCGCUAUAGCGCCGCCAAGGUGCAGAAGAAGUGGCACAACAUACUCAUCACGUACAACAAGAAUCUAAACAAGAAAUACGUUUCCGGCUAUGUGCACUGGGAGUUCUUCGAGGAGAUGUUCAAGUACUUGCAGGGCAAGAAGGCGGACUUUGACAUGCAGCUGCCGACAGCGACUGCGCAGUCACAGCAACAACAGCAGCAACAACAGCCACAACAGCAGCAGACACAGCAACAACAGUCGCAACAGCAACAGUUGCAACCCCAGCAACAACCACAGCAGCAACAGUUGCAGCCACAGCCGAAGCCGGCAACGCCUCAGUUGCAGCUACAGGUGCAACCAGCACCUCAAGCCACGCUGCAAGCGGUGCCCGAGGAUCAACCCUACAUAACACCUGUGGAUCAGGUGUUGUUGCAACCGCAGGUGCAGCUGGAGACCAAGUCGAACGAUGAGUUUGACGAGGACAGCAACAGUUUGUCGGAGGUGCGUCAGCCCAAGCUGGAGUACGAUGCGGAUCAGACUGGCAGCACCACGCACGAGCACAACGACAGCAACAGCAACCAGAUGGCCAUGGCUCCGCAUAGCAAACUCUUUGAGCAGCCGUCGCAAUCGGAUGACAGCUGGUGGAAGGAUUAUUUCGAUCGCAAACUGGACGUGGAGCGUGAGAAGAUGGAGUUGCAGCGCUGCCUGCAACGCGAACAGGUGCAAAUCCAGAAGAUGUCGCUGGUGCAACAGGAGCGCAUCGAGCGCAUGAAGAUCGAUGCCAUCAACAGUCUGACCGCAACCCUGCAGAAGCUCGUCGAGGCCAAGUGUCGGCGUGCUUAAUGCUUUUGCUUCAGCUUCAACUCCAGAUCCAACUCCAGCUCCAGCUUCAUCUGGAGACUGAUUAAGCAACUUUGCAGUAUUCCAUAAGUUCCAUCCAUAUCCUAUAUAGUAUUCGAUGUGUAAUCUGUGUUUUUGUGUAAAUACAAUUUAGGCCAUUUC